Molecule: messenger RNA, 2791 nt
Organism: Cataglyphis hispanica
Lineage: Eukaryota; Metazoa; Arthropoda; Insecta; Hymenoptera; Formicidae
Gene: SF2
Product: serine/arginine-rich splicing factor 1B
Exons: 4
Coding region: 325-1071 (248 amino acids)
Cellular component (GO): nucleus; ribonucleoprotein complex; cytoplasm
Molecular function (GO): mRNA binding
Source: RefSeq, a predicted model, not a curated record
CUGAAACCGAAGUUGCGUUGUCACCGCGCGUGACUCUUUGCUAUUGGAUACCGGAAACCGAACAUCGUAUUGUCGGAUUGUGAAUUCUGCAUAAGAAUCCCCAUUUUUUGUUGUUGUCCAAAGGUCUUCGGAAAUCUUACGUUGAUCACGCCACUACCCGGUGUCUCCAUCUUGUUUGUUUCUCUAAAGUCUCUAAACUCUAAACGCGCAGAAGAAUAGGACGAAAUUUUUACUCCGCUCCGCGAUUACGUUACUUCGCAAGAAUUCCUUUUCGGUGUACAUCCGAACACCGUACUUCCUUAGUACGGCGAGAAAGUAGAUAUCAUGUCUCACGGCGGUAGAAAUGAGUGUAGAAUAUAUGUGGGAAAUUUGCCACCCGACAUCCGUACAAAGGACAUCCAAGAUCUUUUCUACAAGUUUGGUAAAGUUACUUUCGUUGACUUGAAAAAUCGCCGAGGGCCGCCAUUCGCUUUCGUUGAAUUUGACGAUCCAAGAGAUGCGGAAGAUGCAGUACAUGCGAGAGACGGUUACGACUAUGACGGUUAUAGAUUAAGAGUCGAAUUUCCGCGCGGUGGCGGUCCCAGCAAUAAUUUUCGCGGUGGACGAGGAGCUGGCGACAGCGGUAGAGGUGGCCGCGGUGAGAUGAGCAAUUCUCGUGGUCGAGGUCCUCCAGCGCGACGAUCACAAUACAGAGUGCUAGUAAGCGGCCUGCCACCGACCGGAAGCUGGCAGGAUCUCAAGGAUCAUAUGCGCGAGGCUGGUGACGUAUGCUUCGCAGACGUUUAUAAAGACGGUACUGGUGUCGUUGAAUUUCUACGCCACGAUGAUAUGAAAUACGCCGUGAAGAAAUUAGAUGAUUCGCGAUUUAGAUCGCAUGAGGGCGAAGUAGCUUACAUUCGUGUGAAGGAAGAUCAUAACGGUGGCGAUAGAGGACGCAGCGAAGAUAGAGAGAGAGGCCGUAGCCGUUCUCGUAGCUACAGCCCGCGGCGUCGUGGCUCUCCUACUUAUUCGCCGUUGCGGCGUAAUUACUCGCGAUCAAGAUCUCGCUCCAGAUCUCGCUCGUACGACUAGUGUGUACGUAUGUGUUUCACAUGAUAACAUAAGUACAGGUUUAUAUUGAAAAUUGCUCUUUACUAUGUUUCAUUAUUGCUGAUUUAAAUUCUAUUCAAUAAGAAUUUCUUCUUCCAAUUCAAAUAGAUUUUGUAAAAAGAUUCAAAUUAAUUUCUUCACAUUAUUUAAAUUAAUUAUUCAUUCAAUUGUAUUUGAUAUAUAGUUUGAGAAAAGCAUAUUGAUACUUGUGGCAUAUAUACAUAUGUAUAUGCCAUCAUUAUUCUUUACAUCUCUUAUUUUUAAAAUGAAUAUACCUAUCAUUUAACACAGACGCAAAUUAAUUUAAUGAUUUCACUUUUUACUUAUUAUUUUAAUAAAAGUUUUCUAACAUUGAAUUUUUAAAGCUGAUUGCCUAAUACAAUAAUUCUAUUGAAUUCUAUUGAAUUUUAUUAUUCUCAUAAAAAUGAUAUCAUGCUUGUGAACAUGUGUGUUUUUUUUAUCCAAACUGUUAGAAUUAUUCUUCUAUAUUUAAAAAUACAUUCCUUCACAUAUUCGCCAAUUUGUUUUGUCAUCACUACCAUUUGUGAAAUGUAUAACAAUUUUGAAGUAUUAUUAAUGAGACUUUUGGCAAAAUACUGGAUUUAAAGCUGUAACAUACCUACCAUGUAUUUUGGCUUAACUGUAAUAUAAGCAGUACUAAUGUCAUUGACAUCUAUUGUGAAUAUUUUUAAUUGUCAAUAACAAAUUCUGAUUCUCUCACUUUUUGCUAAGAUACACGAUACAAAAUGGUGACUAUGAUUGAUCAUAUUGAAAUUAUCCUGUAAAAUAUCUUGGUGUAUUUGAGUCUUUCUAUUCGCAUAUAAAGAUUCAAAUUAUCACAGUGAAACAUUAUAUUUUAAACUUGCCUAACAAAGAUUUUCUUACCUUUUGUAAUUACUGCAUAUGUAUUAUAUGAUACUUUUUCUUUACUUUCUCUUUCUCUCUCUUUUUCUAAUAUCCUUUUAUAAUUAAAAUUAUCUUUAUAUAGAUUAAUUAGGAAAAUUUUGCCUAACAUUGUCAAGCGAAUAUCAAAUUUUAUCGUACAAUAAAUGUGUAUAGUAAUAAAGUAUGUUGCAGGUAAACUCUUCGUAUAUAAAUAUAAAACAGGAUUAAAAUAGUUUUAUUUCAGUUAAGGAGAUGUUUUUCUCUCGUCAUAAGUUUUUAAAUUACUAACAUUAUAAUAAUUAUAAUUACUAAAAACACUUAUUUGUGUUUUUAUACUGUAUAUUACUAAAUUAAUAGAUAUAUAUCUAAUAUUAGUCUAUAUUAUUAUAGUACUACAUAUGUAGUUAAAUAACUCUUACUAAUAUGCAGCUGCAAAAAUUGCAUAUUCUAUUUCUUGGUUUAAAAUUGUUUGAAGGAUUUGAAGAGUCUUUUUCAUAUUGUCAAAACUCAACUCUUAAAUUUAUCGAAAAAUUUGUCAUCUUGAGAAGAUGUGCAACGUUUGAUAGAUCUCUUCUACACACGCCUUUCACAGAAGUAUAUAAAUAUAAAAUAGCAUAUAUUUGUCAUACAAAAUAUUUUUUUUUUUAGAUUAUUGACUCUAAUAGAUAAUUUUUAUGUGUACAGAUAAAUACCUCAAGAUUGUUUACACCAUUAAUUUAUCAUUUAAAUCAAAAUAAUUCCGGAUCGAAUAUGUGUAGUGAUGACAAUAUAUCGCGCAUACAUACUCUAUAACAAAAUAUAUGAGAUGAUACACAGA